AGACACUUAGGAUUAUUCGCAAUGGGUCGGGUUAUUAGGGCACAAAGGCGUUCGCAUGCCAUUUUCAAAUCGCACACCCACCACAACAAGCAGCCCGCCCGACUCCGUAACCUCGACUUUGCGGAGCGCAACGGCUACAUCCGCGGAAUCGUCAAAGAGAUCAUCCACGACGCCGGUCGCGGUGCCCCCCUCGCACGCGUAGUCUUCCGCGAUCCCUACAGGUACAAACUCCGCAAAGAAACCUUCAUCGCAACCGAAGGCCUGCACACCGGUGCCUUCGUCUACUGCGGCAAGAAAGCCACCCUCACCGUCGGCAACGUUCUCCCCGUCUCGCAGUGCCCCGAAGGAACCAUCAUCUGCAACGUCGAGGAGAAGAUCGGCGAUCGCGGUGCCCUGGCACGCACGUCGGGCAAUUACGCUACUGUCAUUGGACACAGCCCGGACGAUAACAAGACCCGUAUCCGUCUUCCCAGUGGUGCGAAGAAGACGAUCUCGAGCGGUGCGAGGGCGACGAUUGGGAUUGUAGCCGGUGGUGGGAGGAUUGAUAAGCCAUUGCUCAAGGCUGGAAGGGCAUACCACAAAUACAAGGCCAAGCGUUACAACUGGCCCCGUACUCGUGGUGUGGCUAUGAAUCCUGUGGACCAUCCUCACGGUGGUGGUAACCAUCAACAUAUCGGAAAGGCCUCCACCAUCGCCCGCUCCGCCGUUCCUGGACAGAAAGUUGGUCUCAUUGCCGCACGCAGGACUGGUCUGCUGCGUGGUACCGUCAAGGUCAAGGAGGUUUAGAUUUGUUGCAUUGGGUUUUUCUCCUCGCCUUACUUACGACUACGUACACCGAACAAAAGUUUGUAUGCCGUCUGCACAUCAUGCAUAUGCAACCACAACACGACGAUUGUAUGCGCCAUGCUUUUUAUGAUCUUGACACAG
This is a messenger RNA of Laccaria bicolor S238N-H82, 927 nucleotides long. Its product is annotated as 60S ribosomal protein L2. Gene Ontology annotation, cellular component: ribosome; cytosolic large ribosomal subunit. NCBI's taxonomy places the organism in Eukaryota, Fungi, Basidiomycota, Agaricomycetes, Agaricales, Hydnangiaceae. The record is from RefSeq and is a predicted model, not a curated record. The coding region runs from base 22 to 786 and encodes 254 amino acids. Gene Ontology annotation, biological process: cytoplasmic translation. Gene Ontology annotation, molecular function: structural constituent of ribosome; RNA binding. The transcript is spliced from 6 exons.